AUGGCGGCGGCAAGCGUCUCCCUGAAGAGCAGCCUCUUCCUGUCUUCCCCUCUUUCCGACUUCGGCGGCGCAGCCAUCUCCAUCUCGGCCCAGAAUAGGAGAAGGUCAUGGCAGCCAAGGGGGGCGAGAAUGCAGGUGGCAGCAGCUGCAGACUCCAAGAACAUUCUGAUCAUGGGGGGCACCAGGUUCAUUGGUCUCUUCCUCUCCAGGAAACUUGUCCAGGAGGGACACCAGGUGACAUUGUUCACCAGAGGAAAGGCACCCAUAACCCAGCAGUUGCCAGGUGAAUCAGAUGCAGAGUAUGCAGAGUUCUCUUCCAAGGUGCUGCAUUUGAAAGGUGAUAGGAAAGACUUUGAUUUCGUGAAAACCAGCCUUGCUGCUAAGGGCUUCAACGUCGUCUAUGAUAUUAAUGGGCGUGAGGCCACUGAAGUAUCCCCCAUACUAGAAGCGUUGCCGAACCUGGAACAGUUUAUCUAUUGCUCAUCGGCAGGAGUCUACCUUAAAUCAGACCUGCUCCCACACUUUGAGACCGACGCCGUGGACCCGAAAAGCCGGCACAAGGGAAAGCUGGAGACGGAGAGCCUGCUGGAGACGAGCGGCGUGAACUGGACGUCCAUCAGGCCGGUCUACAUCUACGGCCCUCUCAACUACAACCCCGUGGAGGAGUGGUUCUUCCACCGGCUCAAGGCUGGUCGCCCGAUCCCCAUCCCUAACGCCGGGAACCAGAUCACCCAGCUCGGCCACGUCAAGGAUUUGGCGACGGCCUUCAUCAAGGUCCUCGGCAACCCCAAGGCGAGCAAGCAGGUGUACAACAUCUCUGGCAGCAAGUACGUCACCUUCGACGGGCUAGCACGGGCAUGCGCAAAGGCUGGAGGGUUCCCUGAGCCGGAGAUCAUCCACUACAACCCCAAGGACUUCGAUUUCGGCAAGAAGAAGGCCUUCCCCUUCAGAGACCAGCAUUUCUUCGCGUCGGUGGAGAAGGCCAGCAAGGACCUCGGGGUUACACCGGAGUACGACCUCCUCGACGGCUUGACGGACUCCUACAACCUCGACUUCGGCCGCGGGACCUUCAGGAAGGAGGCCGACUUCACCACGGACGACAUGAUCCUUGGCAAGAAGCUCGUGAGCGUGUGA
Molecule: messenger RNA, 1134 nt
Organism: Triticum turgidum subsp. durum (durum wheat)
Lineage: Eukaryota; Viridiplantae; Streptophyta; Magnoliopsida; Poales; Poaceae
Source: the annotation of a GenBank genome assembly